Guillardia theta CCMP2712 is the source of this 899-nucleotide messenger RNA. RefSeq lists its product as hypothetical. The transcript has a single exon. The coding region runs from base 221 to 841 and encodes 206 amino acids. NCBI's taxonomy places the organism in Eukaryota, Cryptophyceae, Pyrenomonadales, Geminigeraceae. The record is from RefSeq and is a predicted model, not a curated record.
GGAAGGAGUCGGGCGUUGAGUAAAACUUAUCCCUGUGCUUCCUCUCUCCUCGCCUGUCAUCCGGCCCCUUCGCUUGACAACAAUUGCCCUCACUGCCCCCCUAGGCACCUCUUUGCUGCCCCAACCAUCUCCUCCCCAUCAGCCCCUGCUUCAUCCCUUGCAUCGUCAACAAGACAUACCAUCGCAUAGAAAGCGGUUUACAAGCUGUUUGUCCAUACAAAUGGACGAGAAGUCAAAGAGAAAAAGUGUAGCACUAGUCUGUCCCAGGAAGAAGAAAGAAGGGGACGCUCCGCAACAAGACGAGCCAGUUGUGCUGACACGUGAACUUUUGGAAAGCUACUUUCACUGCUCUUUGUCUUCAGUCUCAGAACAGCUUGGAAUCUGUCCAACUGCAAUCAAACGAGCCUGCAGAAAGCUUGGAAUUGCUAAAUGGCCAUUCAAAACGCCAAAUCCAGGCCCAAAAAAGAAACCAAAUGAUGCCGGAAAGCAAAAUAGAUCGACAAGUCAGACCGAGAAAGCUGAAAUAGAUUCAGAAAAAGAAGCAUCGUCAACAAAUAUUGGAAACAAGGAGCUGACUUGUUCCAGCUUCAAAGAUGUCACCACCACUCAAAAGGACCCGAGUCGCAAACCCCCUCCAACAGAUGUUAACGAGGGCAACAUCUCUCAACAUCAAAUGCGGCAUGACUCUAUAAUAGAACCUCAAUCAAAUUUUCUUGGAACUUCGUCGGGAGUGCUAGAUUAUGAUCCAUUCGCAGCAGAUACGAUCUCUUUUCUAAGAGACGUGUGCAAAUGCAAGACAACGUUCUAUCAGCCAGAAGCCGAUGAAUCGGAUGGGUGUUAGCUAGUUGUGAGAAUGCUGUAUUCAGUCACUAAAUGAACAAUUUUCAGUCAUGAUGAAA